CUGGAGAAGACAACAGGAAGGAUCUGUGCUUAUUAUGAGACAUUGAUCAGUCCAGUGGACACUGCUCUGCUCUACAGAAGACUUGUCCUGGAUCAAGAUGACUCACAACAAAAGGUUUCAGGGUAUUCCCAUGUCCAAGUCAAUGAGAGGUUUGUGUAAAGUGGAGGACUAUGAAUUCCUGGGACUGUCGGAAAAUAUGAGAAAAGACGGAAUAGGAGGUUCAGAAAACAACUUCAGAGGCAAACAGGAGGAUAGGGCCCGCCGGAAACAGGAGAGGGAGCAGCUGGAAAAAAAGAGACUCCAAGAAAUAGAAGAUAGCAAGAAGGUGAAAGAGGAGCAGUGGAAGACUCAUGUACAGGAGCUGACCUCCAGCCAGGAGAAGAUCUUGCAAGAAAGACUGGCAAGACUGAAGACAUUCAGGGAGUUCCAGAGGAAGGUGCUGGUGGAGGAGUCAGGGAUGGAGGACAGGGAGGCCGGCCUCACAGCCAGCCAGCUGCUCACCAGGAUGUAGACUGAUGUAUGAUAAAUCUGCUUUUUGUUGCA
Gymnodraco acuticeps is the source of this 543-nucleotide messenger RNA. RefSeq lists its product as uncharacterized. The transcript has 6 exons. Bases 98 to 511 code for a protein of 137 amino acids. The record is from RefSeq and is a predicted model, not a curated record. NCBI's taxonomy places the organism in Eukaryota, Metazoa, Chordata, Actinopteri, Perciformes, Bathydraconidae.